Molecule: messenger RNA, 731 nt
Organism: Amblyraja radiata (thorny skate)
Lineage: Eukaryota; Metazoa; Chordata; Chondrichthyes; Rajiformes; Rajidae
Gene: mrpl30
Product: mitochondrial ribosomal protein L30
Exons: 5
Coding region: 176-649 (157 amino acids)
Biological process (GO): translation
Cellular component (GO): large ribosomal subunit; mitochondrion
Molecular function (GO): structural constituent of ribosome
Source: RefSeq, a predicted model, not a curated record
GAGCGAUGGAGGCUGGGCCGGGCCUGCGUUUGGUUUAGUCGGCUGCAGAGGGGUAAUCGGCGUGUGUUGUGGGGAGUCAGCGUUACGUCCGGUAUUGUGCCGUCCAAAAACCGAAAUCGCGCCGCUGCGUUUCCCAUUGAAUCAGCCUUCGCUAGAGGAUUAUUGGCCUCAGGCGAUGGCCGCGCUCUGCAGGAAUAUGAGCCGACUGAGGAAUUUGGUGGAAUCAAAAGCUGUUCUAUCUUUGUGGCCUGAAUUCGUAAGAUCGAAGUUUACAAAAACACGUAUUCCAGCAAAGAUGUUUGAAGUGGAUCCAGCAGAUCAUGAAAAAUAUAAUGGUGAUCCAAACCAACCACACCAACUGCACAUCAUUACCAGAAUAAAAUGCACCAGGCGGCGUCCCUAUUGGGAAAAGAAAAUUGUUCAUGACCUUGGAUUGGAUAAGGCACAUCAUCCACAGAUCCAUAAAAAUGUUCCCUCGGUCAAUAGUAAACUGAAAGUCAUCAAGCAUCUUAUUAGAGUGCAACCUCUGAAACUACCACAAGGGCUACCAACAGAGCAGGAACUAGCAGACACUUGCCUGAACAGCAGAGGGGAAUUGAUAAUAAGACGACACCUUCAACCGCUGAAGCAAAUAAGUCAUGAAUCUUAAAUUGCUGCUUGUAAGCGAAAUAAAUUUUAGUUGGUUUCUAAAAAUUGAAGUUUUCUCAUAUAAUUAAAAAAUACUAGCCAAA